AUGGAAGGGGCCGCUGCGCCCUCGGCAGGGGACAGCCCCGACCCGAGGCUGGGGGCGCCGGGCUCUCCCCCGGCGGCGGCUCCGGAGCCCAGGAAGCCGCACGGGGUGAAGCGCCAUCACCACAAGCACAACUUGAAGCACCGCUACGAGCUGCAGGAGACCCUGGGUAAAGGCACCUACGGCAAAGUCAAGCGGGCCACCGAGAGGUUCUCGGGCCGCGUGGUUGCUAUAAAAUCCAUUCGUAAGGACAAAAUUAAGGAUGACCAAGACAUGGUUCACAUCAGACGAGAGAUUGAGAUCAUGUCAUCCCUCAGCCAUCCUCAUAUCAUCAGUAUUUAUGAAGUGUUCGAGAACAAAGACAAGAUUGUGAUCAUCAUGGAGUAUGCCAGCAAAGGAGAGCUGUACGAUUACAUCAGCGAGCGGCGGCGCCUCAGCGACCGGGAGACCAGGCACUUCUUCCGGCAGAUCGUCUCCGCCGUGCACUACUGUCACAAGAAUGGCGUGGUCCACCGGGACUUGAAGCUGGAAAAUAUCCUGUUGGACGACAACUGCAAUAUUAAGAUUGCAGACUUUGGGCUUUCCAACCUGUACCAGAAGGACAAGUUCCUGCAGACGUUUUGUGGAAGCCCACUCUACGCAUCUCCUGAAAUUGUCAAUGGGAGGCCCUACCGAGGACCAGAGGUGGACAGCUGGGCACUGGGCGUGUUGCUCUACACUCUCGUGUAUGGAACUAUGCCCUUCGACGGUUUUGAUCACAAGAAUCUCAUCCGGCAGAUCAGCAGUGGUGAAUACCGGGAGCCCACGCAGCCCUCAGAUGCUCGAGGACUCAUCCGCUGGAUGCUGAUGGUGAAUCCGGAUCGCCGUGCCACCAUCGAGGACAUCGCCAACCACUGGUGGGUAAACUGGGGCUACAAGAGCAGUGUAUGUGACUGCGAUGCCCUUCAUGACUCUGAGUCCCCACUGCUGGCACGGAUCAUUGACUGGCACCACCGUUCCACCGGGCUGCAGGCUGAGACGGAAGCCAAAAUGAAGGGCGUGGCCAAGCCCGGGGCCUCGGAAGUCGUGCUGGAGCGGCAGCGAUCGCUGAAGAAGUCCAAGAAAGAGAAUGACUUUGCCCAGUCUGGCCAGGACUCAGCACCCGAAAGCCCGUCCAAGCUGAGUCCCAAGAGGCCUAAGGGGAUCCUGAAGAAACGAAGCAACAGCGAGCAUCGUUCUCACAGCACAGGCUUCAUUGAAGGUGUUGUGGGACCCGCCAUGCCUGCUGCCUUCAAGAUGGAGCAGGACUUGUGUCGGACUGGAGUGGCCCUCCAGACCUCCCCGGAGGCAGAUGUGCCGGGCAAACUCAGCCCCAAGCAGUCGGCCACGCUGCCCAAGAAAGGCAUCUUGAAAAAGACGCAACAGAGGGAAUCGGGUUACUACUCAUCGCCAGAGCGAAGCGAGUCCUCUGAGUUGCUGGACAGUAAUGAUACCCCCGGCAGCGGCCUCCCGUCCCCCACGCCCCCAGACCCAGCUCGAGGUCCCUCCCACAGCCUCUCCUGCCGGAGGAAGGGCAUCUUGAAACACAGCAGCAAGUACUCGGCGGGCACUCUGGACCCGGCGCUCGGCAGCCCUGAAAUGCCCACACUGGAAUCCCUGGCAGAGCCCGGCAUCCCGGCCGAGGGCCUGUCGCGGAGCUAUAGCCGUCCCUCCAGCAUCAUCAGCGAUGACAGCAUCCUCUCUAGCGACUCUCUGGACCUGCUGGACCUGCAGGAGAACCGGCCUGCUCGCCAGCGCAUCCGCAGCUGUGUCUCGGCCGAGAACUUCCUCCAGAUCCAGGACUUCGAGGGGCUCCACAACCGGCCCCGCCCCCAGUACCUGAAGCGCUACCGAAAUCGGCUGGCGGAUAGCAGCUUCUCUCUCCUCACAGACAUGGAUGAUGUGACUCAGGUGUACAAAAAGGCUCUGGAGAUAUGCAGCAAGCUCAACUAGCCCUGGGGGA
Ochotona curzoniae (black-lipped pika) is the source of this 1978-nucleotide messenger RNA. RefSeq names its product NUAK family kinase 1 (gene NUAK1). Lineage: Eukaryota; Metazoa; Chordata; Mammalia; Lagomorpha; Ochotonidae. Bases 1 to 1968 code for a protein of 655 amino acids. Gene Ontology annotation, cellular component: cytoplasm. The transcript is spliced from 7 exons. Gene Ontology annotation, biological process: microtubule cytoskeleton organization; protein phosphorylation; intracellular signal transduction. The record is from RefSeq and is a predicted model, not a curated record. Gene Ontology annotation, molecular function: tau-protein kinase activity; protein serine/threonine kinase activity; ATP binding.